Vanessa tameamea is the source of this 1083-nucleotide messenger RNA. Its product is annotated as solute carrier family 25 member 44. Gene Ontology annotation, biological process: branched-chain amino acid transport; transmembrane transport; branched-chain amino acid catabolic process. Gene Ontology annotation, cellular component: mitochondrion. Gene Ontology annotation, molecular function: branched-chain amino acid transmembrane transporter activity. Lineage: Eukaryota; Metazoa; Arthropoda; Insecta; Lepidoptera; Nymphalidae. Bases 81 to 1061 code for a protein of 326 amino acids. The record is from RefSeq and is a predicted model, not a curated record. The transcript has 7 exons.
AUUACAUGUAUGUUAACGUAUGGAAUACGAGAGAAGCAUUGGGUGUAGAAGAAAAAAGGAAAUAAGGUAGAAAGAUAACGAUGGCAGCGACGAUGGUCGAGACGCCCCCCCCUCAGCUCAUAACAAACAUCGAGUGGGGGAUGAUGGAUAAGAGUAAAUUCUAUCCUCUGUACACGUUGAGCAGUUUCACGGUUCGAUGCGCGCUCUAUCCGUUAACGUUAAUAAAAACUCAGAUACAAGUUCAGAGGAAGAAGGAAGCUUACAAAGGCGUUUCAGACGCGAUCACGAAGAUCUACGCGAGCGAAGGCGUGUCCGGUCUGUACCGCGGAUUUUGGUUGUCUAGUUUUCAGAUAAUCUCUGGAGUGUUCUAUAUAUCAACGUACGAAGGUGUCAGGCACGAACUUGGCAGAUACGAAAUAAGUCCUAGAUUGAAGUCGUUCAUCGGCGGCGGCUGCGCGUCCAUCGUCGGUCAAACCGUAAUAGUUCCGUUCGACGUGCUCAGCCAGCACCUCAUGGUGCUGGGUUUGGCUAAGGGUACAGGCGUUAAGAACGCGAAGAUCAACCCGCUGGGCCUGGACCUGACGCUGCGGCUGUCGAAGGCGGCGCUGGCGCGGCAGGUGGCGGUGCGCGUGUACCGCCUGCACGGGCCGCUCGGCUACUACCGCGGGUACGCCGCCUCGCUGGCCGCCUACGUGCCCAACUCCGCGCUCUGGUGGGCGCUCUACACCGCUUACCAGGAUGAACUCUUCAAGAUCAGCCCGUCGUGGGUGUCACAUCUGUUGAUACAGUGCGUGGCGGGCACGCUCGGAGGCUUUACGACGACGAUUCUCACCAAUCCCCUCGAUAUUGUGCGGGCGAGACUACAGGUUGAAGGAGUCGGUACAAUGAAAGACGUGUUCAAAGAGUUAUGGCGGGAAGAAGGUCUAAUAGGUCUUUAUGCGAAGGGCUUGUCAGCGAGGCUGGUUCAGUCUGCCUGCUUCUCCUUCUCUAUAAUACUGGGCUACGAGAGUAUAAAGCGGGUCUCCCUUAGUGACGAGUACAGGACCAGAGUCCGCUGGUGAUUAAAUAGAAUUUGACGUUUAA